AUGCCCAUUGACGAAGAAAGCCCUUUGCUUCCAUCUCGCCAUGAGAGCGAGCCGGAAAACAAAAUCAAUUGCAGGCGCGACAAACUCGCUGUGUACGGUUCGUUUAUAGGCAUUUUUCUUGCAGCUGCAGACGAAUCUCUCGUUCUUUCUACAUGGAGUCUUAUCGCGUCGCAGUUUCACCGUCUCUCGCAGGGAUCGUGGCUGCUCACUGCAUAUAACUUUGGAUUUUGCCUGUCGUUACCGGUGUACGGGGCACUAUGUAAGAUAUACGGGCGAAAGACUGUUCUUCUCGCUGCCUACGUGCUUUUUGCUAUGGGGUGUAUUGCGUGCGGGACCAGUACAUCACUGCUGCAGCUAAUCUUAGCCAGAGUGCUCGCCGGUAUUAGUGGUGGUGGAAUGGUAUCCCUAGUAUCGGUCCUUAUUACCGAUCUAGCCCCCGUCAAUGAGGUAGCCCUUCUUCGAAGCUAUGCCAAUGUGGUCAAUGUCACGGGCCGCAGUUUAGGUGCUCCGAUUGGGGGUUUCUUAAUUGGUACAGUUGGUUGGAGAUGGUCAUUUCUGGGUCAAGUGCCCUUCGUGGUCGUCUGCCUACUGAUCGGAUGGCAUGGGUUUCCAUCUGCACUGAAUUCGACCGGUACCGGUGGUGAUGGGAAUGAGGAGAGGACAACGCGAUCGACCAUCUCGCAACUCGAUAUUGGAGGCCUCUUCAGCCUCUCUACUACCAUACUCCUUCUGCUUUUCAUUGUGCAGAAUCUCAACGCAGCAGAUGAAUCCAUAGCACAGUUGAAUAUUCUUGUACCGGCCUUUUUUGUUGCAGCGGUGUUAUUCGUCGCGACUGAAGCGUACUGGGCCAAAAGUCCGUUGAUCCCGUUGUACCUACUGAGAACGCCAUUGGGAGGUUAUGGCAUGAACCAGAUAUUGGUGAUGUUCAGCCGCUCAGGAUUUGUGAGCAAUAUAGCUCCAUACUUGAUCCGAGUUGAGGAUGCAUCAAACUCGUACGCAUCGUCAGCUUACGUGCUUUCAGCGGCCGGUGUGUCAUUCGGAGGAUUGAUUGCAGGAGCAAUAAUCAAACGGUGGAAAAGAUACACAACAAUGACUGCCGUCGCUAUCUGCGGCGCUUCCAUAAGUUAUGCGGUCAUCUUCAUCCGCUGGCGAUCUAGCAGCCCCACCUGGGAACUACUGUAUCUUGUCCCCAAUGGCAUGUUCGUCGGUGUUCUGUUCACUACGCAGUUCGCUGGGAUGUCAUUGGGUGUACCAAAAGAGAACCUUUUAACGUGCAUCACUACAUACUACCUCUGUCAGCAGCUGGGUCAUAUAAUCGGGCCCGCGACAAACGUGGCGCUCGUGCAGCGAGUCUUCGGGGAAAAGUUGGGGAAAAAGUUAGAGGGAUGGGAGGAGAAAAGGUUAAUUGGCAAGAUUCUGAAUGACGAUAGAUUUGCUCAAAGGUUGCCGGCUUCAGUCCAGGAUCUCGUUCGGUCGAGCUAUUUGAAUGCAUUCCAGUUGGUGCCAUUGGUGUCGGGUGUGUGUUCCUUGAUGAUGCUAUUUACUUGGCUGUGGGAGAAAGAGGGACAAAUAGAAUAA
Molecule: messenger RNA, 1578 nt
Organism: Aspergillus ruber CBS 135680
Lineage: Eukaryota; Fungi; Ascomycota; Eurotiomycetes; Eurotiales; Aspergillaceae
Product: MFS transporter
Exons: 9
Coding region: 1-1578 (525 amino acids)
Biological process (GO): transmembrane transport; basic amino acid transport
Cellular component (GO): fungal-type vacuole membrane
Molecular function (GO): basic amino acid transmembrane transporter activity
Source: RefSeq, a predicted model, not a curated record